AAAGGGAUUCAGUUUACGAAAUGCUUCUCGCAAUUUUUCGCUUGAUUUCAGAAUUUUAUAUUUGGUUGCCACACCUCCCUUAAUGCGCUAUUGGACGCAACGGUGGACGCCCAUGAUUCAUUUAGGACAUUUUUUAGCACAACUCAACUUUUUUCAAUCUCACACGGUGUCACGGCGAUAUUGUUCCGUUUCUUGUGUCGUUUUUCAUUUUGUCACAAAUUUUGUGGACUAGUUUUAGAGACGUGGAAUUGCGAAUUUGUAGUUAAAAUGUUUUCUUCGCCUGGUAGGAGUUAUAAUUAGCUCAGUAUUUCAAACCUGGAAGUUAUAGCAUCUUUUGGAGCCUUUCCGUACACAGCUGUAACAGUUUCUUUGGAUGAUGCUGAGCUGCGAACAGCUUUUGGAAAUGAUUUCCAUAUUCGUCACUCGUUCAUGAGAAGUCGCUGAGAAGUGGGUUGGAUCACCGUGGAUGGCGAUGUUGUGCUGUUUUUUUUGACAUGUUAUAAACCGUUCAGCGGUGAAACUGAAUCAGCAUUAUGGGCGAAGACUCCAGCGUCGCGGAGUAUCAACCUUUGCACUCUCCAUCAGCAUCUGGUCAGUUCCGUCCGCAAGUUUUCGAUCCAUUUCUCAUAAUAACCCAAAUCGGUGCCAUCCAGAGUAUUUUUUAUGCUUCGUCCACGGCACUUCUACUAAUCGGCAGCCGACCGAUGGGAUAUCCCCUAAGCCUACGAUACCUCCUAGACCCUGAAACGGUUACCUUGCAGAGCACCACAGGACGAUGGCUGGUCCUUAUGUAUUUUCUCAAUGCGCUCGCACUGGCUUUCAUGCUGCAGAUUCUUGUCAAACGGUCCAAAUUAUGUUUGGAUUUUGUGGCCACGUGUAUUUUAAUCCAUUUAUGUCUAUCCUGGAUUUAUUGUUCCCAGUUUCCUUCGGCUGUGACGUGGUGGAUAGUACAAAUCCUCGCAGCUGUUCUGGCCACCUUAUUGGGCGAAUGGUUGUGCUUGCGAAUUGAAAUCGAGGCGAUACCUGUUAACCAGCCCAUCAAAACGGACGUGUAGCGGGAAAACAUGCUUAUUUUUUGGCAGGAGGCUGUAGUUUUUAAACCAGCGAUUAUGGGAAUUGGGGAAUUUUUGUUAAAAAUCAGCCCUGCAACGCAACGCAUUUUAGAAACACUUCUUGCUUUCUUUUUGAAAAUACACUAUGGUGGAAUCCGCAUCCGAGAGCUUGUUUGUAUUUAGCAGCGGUUUUGUUUUUUUGCUGUCUUCAAGCCGGUGUUAAAUAGGUUUUAUGUAGCUGUUUUAUGAUUUUCGAAAUUAAAAUUAACUAAGUCUCACUUCGUUUGUGGGCCUUCCCGUGA
Paramacrobiotus metropolitanus is the source of this 1354-nucleotide messenger RNA. Its product is annotated as protein SYS1 homolog. The transcript has a single exon. Lineage: Eukaryota; Metazoa; Tardigrada; Eutardigrada; Parachela; Macrobiotidae. The record is from RefSeq and is a predicted model, not a curated record. The coding region runs from base 534 to 1055 and encodes 173 amino acids. Gene Ontology annotation, biological process: protein localization to Golgi apparatus; Golgi to endosome transport; Golgi to plasma membrane protein transport. Gene Ontology annotation, cellular component: Golgi membrane; trans-Golgi network.